Molecule: messenger RNA, 1599 nt
Organism: Pogonomyrmex barbatus (red harvester ant)
Lineage: Eukaryota; Metazoa; Arthropoda; Insecta; Hymenoptera; Formicidae
Biological process (GO): signal transduction
Molecular function (GO): protein binding
Source: RefSeq, a predicted model, not a curated record
UCAUCAUUAAUCUUGUAAACUGUGGUGGGGGAAAGCACUGACUGAUACUACAUCAGCCAGUAUGUGGUAAUCAUUCUAUCAUAUGCAGAGAAUAUAGCCUCCAAUAAUAAUAUUUGGGUUCUAAUAGGCUGAUAUUUUUUAUAUGGAUUUUUAGAUAUCUCAAUCAUGGAAAAAUAUUGCAUUUAUAUAGUCUCUGCAAAUAAUUGUAGAAUGAUCUACAAUAGUAAUAUCAUUAAAUCCAACUGAUUACUCACGACAAACUUUUACUGUCAAUGAAACUUAGAAACUUUAUAAAAUGUUUGCAAAAAGGAAAAUAGAUCCAGUACUGGAAAAACUAAGGAAUGAAGUGGAUGGACCACCAAAUUUAGAUAUGAUUAUCUUGAAUAUCCAGAAAGAAUCAUCACGUGUUCACGCUGCAUACUUAUUUGAGCAUAUUGGCAAAGCCACGUUACAAAGGUUAUGCUUGUUGCUGAGCUCCACAGCAACAGGAAAGAUCUAUGAUGGAUGGCAGGAAUUUGCAGCAUACAUGGGCCUAACGAUGGAGCAGAUACGUUGCAUAGAUUACGAUUUCAAAGGGCUUCAGGAUCCAACGUAUUACGUCCUUUUGACUUAUGUGCAGUGUCCUGAUGCAACGAUGGAUAAAAUUCUGAGUGCUUUGCAAAAAAUGCAACGGCUCGAUGUGAUAAAUCAAAUUAAAGAUUACGUGCAUGAUCUAAUCAGUGUUGCGUCACAAUGUGCUACAUGCCAUGAUGGAUCUGAAAUAAUUAAACCAGGACAUAUACCGAGAGCACCAUUAGUCCUAAGUCCUAUUUUGACAGGAGAAUGCAGAAGUGGAAUGAAAGAAAGUGAAUCAAUAAGCACAUCACAAGGAGAUAAUCAACGAAAAAAGAUUGAACAAACGUAUGGCUGCAUAGUUAUGCUGACUUUCACUGAUGAUGGUUUAGCAACAGCCGAAUACAUCACAAAGAUAUUCAGAUCCAAACAGCCGCGAAUCGGUGUGCUUAUAUUGCAAGAGCAAGAGAAACAUGUCUACAGCCAAGCUGAAGAAUUCAUAGAUGAUUGUUUUAACCAGGUCGAUUAUGUUAUACCGAUACUAACAAGAGGAUACGUCAAAAGAAUAAAUAAUCCUGUGAAAAUGUAUGAAGAAACGAAUAAUAAUUUGGACACAAAAUAUUUGAAAUACAUAUAUUCUUUGUUGAGAUAUGAAUACAUGAGAAAUCAAUGCUGCAACAAUCGCGUGAGAUGUAUCGUGCCUGAUAAAGAUGUUUGUACGAUUGUGCAAACUCGCCUACAUCCUACAUUGCAAGCAUGGUUUCGUGAGAGCAAAAUUGAUGAUUUCGUAAACAAUAUUCUCUUUCACAAAAUUUGAUGUAGAAACUAUAAAUACUCGUACAAAAACAUAACUUUUGUGAAUAAUUUUUAAGGAUUUAUAUUUUUUCAGAGCUUUUUGAAGACUGUGGUAUUAAUAGUUUUCUUAUAAAACAAUAUUCUCUUUCAUAAAAUAUGCAAAUUGUGUGAGUUUUGUAUCUCAAACAAGUACAAAAAUUUCAUAAGUGACUAUUAAGAAUUUAAAUUCUUAUAAAAAUUCUUUAUAUUGUA